CAAUCAUCACAUCACAUCACCUAAUACCCAUAAUUAAAACAACACAACAAAUCUUAGUUCCCUCGUCGUCUUCUUCUUCUCGUUUGAAUUAGACGCGAUCAAAUAUCAAUUACAGCUCCCCGUACGGUGUAAUCAAGCCGCAAAGUUCCAUUAAGUUUUGCUGAUAUAAAAGGGGUAAAUUUAGCGGUUGAAAUGAAGCAAAAUGGCGAGGAUAAAACCUCAGGCUUUACUAGUUCAAAGUAAGAGGAAGAAGGGGCCGACUCGAAUCAGCAUCACUACGAUUGUCUUCUGCAACUUGACUGUGGUGUUAGUUGUGUUGUGCUUUGUUGGCGCAUAUAGACAUUGGUCACACAGGCCAGACCAACUGAAGGGGACUGGAUCUUCGAAUUUUGAGGACACUGAUGCCGCUGCGGUUUCAAAGAAGUUUGAUCUUCCUGGCCAUGCUAUUCUAAAUACAUCUAAAGGUCAUAUAAUUGUGGAGCUUUUCAAAGAAGGUUCGCCAGAAAUUGUGGAUAAAUUUAUUGACUUCUGUCAAAAGGAGCACUUCAAAGGGAUGCCUUUUCAUCAUGUGAUAAAAAACUAUGUGAUUCAAGCUGGGCAUUCCCAACAGCUUGCAGCGGCUGAGGAUUGGACUUCAAGAGGGAAGCUUCGUGGUCAACUUGCUACAAGUCCAAAGCAUGAGGCAUUUAUGAUUGGAACUUCAAAAACUAAAGAUAGUAAAGAAUUUGAGCUAUAUAUUACUACUGCACCAAUACCAGAUUUAAAUGAUAAGCUUAUUGUGUUCGGAAGAGUCAUUAAGGGUGAGGAUGUGGUGCAGGAAAUUGAAGAGGUGGACACAGAUGAACACUAUCAGCCCAAGUCACGCGUAGGGAUCAUCAAUGUGACACUAAUAACAUGAGAUUUGAGGAUGUUUUAGCGAGCUAGUGUAAAGUUUUUCUACCUUGCGAGACGAUUGUCACCGGGUUUGUUGUAAUAUUACAUUUUUCUUUCAAAUUUUGUUUUCUUCUGCCCCUAGAAUAUAGGAUUUUCUUUAUUUUGCGGGGUCAAAGUGGCUUGGACUUGGAGGGGUUGCAGGAAUGUUGUAAGGGUGCGUUCGGUUCAGGAAUCUUGUAUUAUUAGGAAUGUUAUAGUAAUGAAAAUAUAAAUUACCUUGAAGAUUACUGGGAAUGUUUAAGAAAAUGUGUUUGAU
Molecule: messenger RNA, 1189 nt
Organism: Pistacia vera
Lineage: Eukaryota; Viridiplantae; Streptophyta; Magnoliopsida; Sapindales; Anacardiaceae
Product: peptidyl-prolyl cis-trans isomerase CYP21-4-like
Exons: 8
Coding region: 203-898 (231 amino acids)
Biological process (GO): protein peptidyl-prolyl isomerization
Molecular function (GO): peptidyl-prolyl cis-trans isomerase activity
Source: RefSeq, a predicted model, not a curated record